Messenger RNA from Metopolophium dirhodum (rose-grain aphid), 992 nucleotides. RefSeq names its product zinc finger protein 454-like. Gene Ontology annotation, cellular component: nucleus. Lineage: Eukaryota; Metazoa; Arthropoda; Insecta; Hemiptera; Aphididae. The transcript is spliced from 3 exons. Bases 83 to 652 code for a protein of 189 amino acids. The record is from RefSeq and is a predicted model, not a curated record.
UCUUGUUUCUCAAACACUAUUCAUUUGUCAACAAGUAUAAGAACAUGCAACUUGUACAUUGAUCGAUAUUUUACAUACCAUUAUGAACAUCAAUAAAGUUGACAAUCACGAGUUUAUUUUAGAUUAUGGAGCCAAAAUAGAUGCAGCUAUAAUGAAAUCAUUAUAUAAAGAUUAUGGUUUAGAGCAAGAUGGAUCUAAACCAAAUACAUGCAUAAAUUUUGCAAUCCAAGUUAAUAAUAGUCAAAAUAGUCCAACAAAAAUACAAUAUGGACAUUUUAAAUUUGAUGAUUUGGCAUCUGCUGAUAACGAUAUCAUAGGGAUGAUGUGGGAACCAGAACUAGACUUUGUUGAUGAUCCAGAAGGCUCUAACGAGUUUAAAAAUAAUGAUGUUCCAAUGAGAUUUAUGUGUGGCGUAUGUUUAGGUCAAUUUCGUACUAGAUGUGCUUUGGAUAUUCACUUUAGAGUUCACAGAGGGGAUAAACUAUUUAAAUGUGUACUAUGUGAUAAUAUAUUCAACGAAUUAGCUACUCUAAAACAGCAUAGAGAAUUACACAACAUAAAUGAACGGGUUACAUGUGGAAUUUGUGGAUUAGAUUUUACAGAAAUAUAUCACAUGAUAAAACAUAAAAAAAAGUAUCAUAUUAAUGAAUAAUAAAACAAUUUAUUAGUCUAUGCUUUAUAGACCUGGUAAAUAAAUACAUUUAUUAUUGUACAAUGAAAUAUUUGGUUGCUUUUUUAUUGAAAAUCAUCUUAUUUUAUCCACUAGACACAAAAACUGGGAUUUCAUAACAUUAUGAUACUAAUAAUAUUAAAUCACUAUUUCAGUAUCACCUAAUUCUUCUUCGGUGGGUAGUUGUAUCAAAUUGGGUUGUAUGUAAUUAGGAUCGAUGAGUGGUAAGCCUUGAUCUUCUCUUCUUCUCAGUUCGAGGAAAGCUUCUCUUUCUCCCCAAUUCUUGUAAUUGUAGUCUGGCAUAUAUGCAAACAUAAAUAUA